UUCAAAUCUGGGACUGAGGCGCACUCGUCUGCGGCUGUGAGGAGAUUUUUAUCACAAACAAUGCAGAGACCGGGGUGAGUAUUACGUUUCUUUAUGUACACGAUACUUAAUAAACACUUUAAAGCCACAGUCUGUCAGUAAUAUGAAGGUGGGAAACACUAACUUCCCUCAGUUGUACAUAACAGUCGACAACAUUGAGCACAGUAGUCCUCUCUGGUAUCGGUUAAGAAGUAAUUUUUCUACAUAAAAACAAACAAAAAACAUUAUUUUUAUCGUUUAAUAUACAACUAAAAAACAAUUGUAACGUUAAAUCGGAAAAAAAGUAAUAUCACAUGAAUUUUUUGACUGUGACCUGCGAUUUGCCGUUAACAAGUGACACCUGAGCUAACUAUGCUAGUUAGCCUUAAUCGACGUAAAGGUGACAGAGUACAGUCAGUGAAAUGGAUUCAGAAAUGUUUGGGAGAAGGUUAGAUUCUGCUCACCACUCAUCUCUUUUUAUAGAUUCUGAUAACUUUGUGAGGAUUUGAAUGCCAGGUCACCAUCAAUAAUGAUAAUAAUGAGGGAUAGACCACUUAACCUGGUAGUUAUUGGCAUUUUGACAUAAACUGCGCCAUUAUCUUGUCUAAAUGAUAACACAUCUUUUAUAUCCAAUAUCCAUUUGCAGCAUAUCUAACCCAAGACAGUUAUUGACUAGUGUUUAAAUUCCGUAUUUUAUUGUAAUAUUCAGUAUUGACAGCCAUGAUUAUUUUUCUUUCUUAACAAUUCAGACAGCCUGACAGAGAGCCAAUAGUCCUUUGUAGCAAUAUUUAAGUGAGCCAAAUAGUUUCUAUCUACAUCUACUUAAUUAAAUGUUUACUGAGGUUCAGCGGUAUGGUUAUUUUUUUGUUAGUAGGGCUGGGACGAUAUGCUUUUUUCCGAUUCAAUUCUCGUACGAUUUUUUGGAUGCCGAUUCGGUUUAAAUUCCAUGAUAUUGUCUAAUUUCUUGAUGUUUAGUCUGCAUUUGUAAAACCAAUGAAACAGUUGAAUGAUAAUGAUUGUUUACUGACUAUUCAAGGAGCCACAUUUCCCCAAAAAUUAAACAUCACAUGUAAGUCAGUUUUUAAGGUUUAUUCUUACAUUUAAAAAAAAAUCUCCCACCCCUGUUUGUUAGUCUCAUUAAAUUGUUGUAUUUUGUCAAAUGCAAAAAACAAACUAACCAACCAACCAACAAACAAAAAAGCCCAUAAAGUGAUAUUGUACAUUGUAUAUCUGCCACCCCCCAACAGCUGCCUCAUAGUCUGUAUCAGCAUCUACUACUGAGCCUUAACAGGACUCCAUUGUAGUAUUGAAGGCGAAAGCCAGCAAAUGAUUGUGUUGCAUGCAACUGUGCAGUACUGCCUAGUAUUUGAGUUUGAUUCUGUUUUUGCUUUAUCACUUUCAGCAAAGGAAAGACCCCCCGGCGGCCGGGUCCAAAAAAACCACUCAGUAUCGAUAAAGACCCUGUUGGAGUAAGUAAAUGCUUAUGCUAAUCAAACCAAUACAGUUUCAUGUAACAGUAAUACUAACAAUAUUUCGUAGUAGUUUUAAACCCCAGUAAAAAUAGACAACUUAUCCUUUAACUAACAUUGAUCUAAUAUAGAGAGAUUCCAUAUGUAACAUAAUAACAUCUGAGUUAGUCGUAGAUCUUCCACUGUGGAAUUGCUGUCUUGUAUUGUAAGCCUGUCUUGUCCUCAGAAUGUAACUUUGACAUAGGUGAACACAAACUUAGGUCUCUCGGUUAUAAGAUCUCCUCUAACUGUUCUUCCCUGUAGGUUUACUGCCGUAUACGUCCACUUGGAGCAGAGGGUGAAGAAUGUUGUGUUGAGAUGAUCAGUAGCUCUACCAUCCAGCUACACGCUCCUGAUGGCCUUAAAGCAAACCGCAAUGGAGAAUACAAGGAGGUAAGCCAGUUGCUGCUUACCUCUAAGCAUACAAAGCCAAACCAUCAACAUCUUUGUAUUUGUUCUGUUUUCUUAAAUUUCAGCUCCAGAAAAAAAACAGCCAACAGUUUUGGAAAAACAUUAAUUUGAAAAGAUUAUUUACACAGCACAUAAAAAUAACUGUUCAACAUUCAUUGAGACAAAAAAGGUGGUUCAGUGAUAGUUGUAUUUAUGAGACACCUGGGAUAUUCUUAGAGACAGUCAGGUUUAAAAAUGGUGGUCAUUAUAAAUUAAUCCGCUAUUAUUGUCCAUUUCUUUUGAAUGUUAUUCACAUAAACUAAGUUUUCUCUUAUUGUCCCACAGACACAGUACUCCUUUAAGAAAGUAUUUGGUAUAAAUACCAGUCAAAUUGAACUAUUUGAAGAUGUUGCCAAGCCACUGGUAGAAGACCUCAUUCACUGUAAGAAUGGUAAGUCAGUUAUAGUUUUUUUUUUUAGACAUGGAAAGUUCAUAAAGUGCACUAAGGUAGGAUGCCAAACAUCAAAAAUGUAAUUCUUUCCGGGGCAGGUUAGAAUUUUCUUGUUGAUCCCUAAUUGAUAUGAAACUGCUUAGAUUAUUGAUUAAUAUGAAAGUUUAUAAUGUGCAUAAUAGUAAGUUUUGGGACUGCUGGUUAUAAUAAAAGAACAUGUGAGUUUUCAUCAAACCACUGUUUUGCCUCUGGUCUCACAGAGAAAAGUCUAAAUACUCUUCAUAAUGCAUGUUUAUAUAAUUGUGGUAUUCGAUUAUUGCUAGGUCUGCUGUUUACAUACGGUGUUACUGGAAGUGGCAAGACGUUCACCAUGACUGGCUCACCUGGAGAGGGUGGACUCCUCCCUCGAUCUCUAGACAUGCUCUUCAACAGCAUUGGGCCCUUUCAGGCCAAACGAUUUGUGAGUCUCUCAUUCUAUAAAGUUUGUCUGCUGUCGUUCUCCAAGUAUAGAGGGGUGAGACAUUUGUUUGAAAUGUUUUGAAUCUUAGGUGUUCAAACCAGAUGACAAAAACGGGAUGGAGAUCCAGAAUCAAGUUGAUGCUCUCCUUGAGAGACAGAAGAGGGAAAGUCAGCCGUCUGUGCCCAAAACGCCAUCUUCCAGGUAGUUAUGAGCAGUUCUGUUUCACUUUCAGCUCCCAUUUUGUUUUUGUUAUGGUUCAAAGUGCUGGAGGAAGGCAUCACAGACUGCCUGCACAGUACAUUCACAGUGCGAAAAAUUUUGACAUUUUUCUUGUGGUUUAUGUUUUCAGACAGAAGGCUGAUCCAGAGUUUGCAGAUAUGAUCAGCUCUGAGGAAGCAUGUAAAUCUGAGAAUGUGGAUGAAGACUGCUGUUACAGUGUCUUUGUGUCCUACAUCGAGGUCUACAACAACUACAUCUAUGAUCUUCUUGAAGAUGCUCCAUUUGACCCAAUCAGACCCAAGUAAGUGAGAGAAGUUCUAACUUGUUAAGUGUUCUCUAGACAAAGCUUGUGUGUCUUGACAUAAUUUAUGGUACUCUUCAAAAACAAAGAUUGAAAAGUUAACCACCUGGAUCCACACAGUAACGCUGUACCUGUGUGCAGUCGAAAGGAUCUCUUCUGGUUCUGCUUUGUCGUUUUAUUUUGAAAAGGUGCACUUUAAAAAUCCUGUUCUCAAUAGGUGGCUCGCUGGAGGCACGCCUGUACGCGGCAAUGAGUUCAUGUAUGUGGCCAGUAAAAGUACACCCUGUAGUAUUCUGUUGGUGGCAACUUGGCUGUAGCUGUUAUGUUGUGUAGGUCAUCAGUGCAUUCCCACCCCUUUAUUUCAAAGCUCAGUCAGUAGCAUAGGUGUAGCUUAUUAGCUCUAUAACAUUCAUGUGGCUGUUGUCUUCACUUACUUCUCCCUGCUGUUCAUGUAAGAGUAGAGACCCGUAAUAUCCCCUGAAUGGCUCAUAUGCAAAUGGAGUGUGCAUGUGUCUGUGGCCUUGUGUGUAUGUCUCUGCAGAAUGUAUUUUAAUUUAAUGUUGACACUAAUAUCCUUUUGCUUUUGCUGCUUCCAUGACUAAAUCAAAACACUGUUGUGUUGCAUUAUUUGUAUUGAUUGUUUUUACCAACAUUUUCAGACCACCUCAGUCUAAAAUCCUCCGUGAAGAUCAGAAUCACACCAUGUAUGUGGCUGGCUGCACAGAGGUUGAGGUGAAAUCUACAGAGGAGGCUUUUGAAGUCUUUUGGAAAGGUGAGUGAGUUACAAUAAUUAUAUGAUCUCUUUAUUGAUUUUAAAUACCGGCAACAAAGAGAAGGCAUCAAAGUUUUUUCUGCUCUAUAUGGCUGUUUUCAGGCUACAUUGGGAAAAUGAAUCAUAAUUACAAACAACAUGGGACAGAGAAAAUCUGUGGACUAUAAAAAGAUGUAAUGUCAUCUCUUAUCACAUGAUGUAUUAAUUUUCAGGACAAAAGAAAAGGAGGAUUGCCAACACACAACUGAACCGGGAAUCCAGCCGCUCUCACAGUGUGUUCACAGUGAAGCUGGCACAGGCUCCUCUUGAUGCUGAUGGGGACCACAUUCUACAGGUGCAGGAUAAAAACAUUAAAAUAUGAUCAAAGAUUUUCUCUUUAAAUAUAUAUCAUCCAUUUCAAUGUAAUCCUGGCAGGCAGAGAGAAAAAUCCAAACAUACCAUGUAUCAUAGGGAUGACACUAACUGUGUUUUAAACUGCAGGACAAAAACCAGGUCACUGUGAGCCAGCUGUGUCUGGUUGACCUAGCGGGAAGCGAACGUACCAGCAGAACCCGGGCAGAGGGAAACCGACUGCGUGAAGCAGGUCAGUUAAUUCAUAUCUGUGGGAUAGGGGGCUUUUUUCAUCAAUCUGCUAGAUUUGUAUUGUUUUAGUUAAAUAUAUAAUUUUGGUCGUCAAAUGUCUGAUUCCCCUCUUCCCUGCAGGUAAUAUUAACCAGUCCUUGAUGACUCUGCGCACAUGUAUGGAGGUCCUGCGAGAAAACCAGAUGUGUGGAACCAACAAGGUUCAAAACUUUAAAUCUCUUCAUCGCUAUUUUAAACCAUUGCUCAGUCAUCAUUUUAUGUCCAAGAGCUACUAAUAACCUUAAUUCUUACCAGCAAUGAUGUUCCAGUUUGUGCAGUUUCACAUGGCCUUUAUUUUCCUCCAGAUGGUGCCGUACAGAGACUCCAAAAUUACGCAUUUGUUUAAAAACUACUUUGAUGGAGAAGGCAAAGUCAGGAUGAUUGUGUGUGUUAACCCAAAGGCUGAUGAUUAUGAUGAAACUAUGGUAAGGUGUUUUAUUUGACUUGUAUGUUUGCAAUUAUUUCUGAUUAGAUAUUUUUUUAACUGUUGACCAUUCUGCUGUAAAAAUAAGAUUUGGAGCAUUUCUAGCUGCCUGAAGGAGUUUUGAUGGAUGUUGUGAAUUUCAAGAGACAAUGAUUUGCUUGUCUGGCAGUUGGUGAUGCGCUUUGCUGAGAUGACCCAGGAGGUUGAGGUUGCACGUCCAGUUGACCGGCCUAUCUGUGGCCUUGCUGCAGGACGCAGACACAGAAAUCAAGCGCUCAGAGAUGAGCUGUCACGUCGUUUGGAGGAGCGAGGAGGUCCAAUCAAUGCUGGUACAUUACCCUUAAAUUUUGUAUUAUUAGCUCACCGUGGUCAUCUGAGACUGUACUCUCACAUGUUACAUAUUUAGUAUAUAAUUAUAGCUAAUUUGCAGUAUAUAAGGUAUAGGUUACUAACUCUGCAACAUUUCUUCUUUUUUCCGCAUUAGAUGAUCCGGGUUUGCUGAAUCAGCUCAUAGAAAGCCUUCCAGCCCUGCCUCCCUGUGAGCUGGUUGACCCAGCUGAUGAUCAGACGCUGCCCCGCCUGAUUGAGGCCCUGGAAAGGAGGCAACGUAUCCGUCAGAUGUUGACAGAGCAGUUCAGCAAAACUGGUGAGGAACUUUUUUGACAGCCAAAAUAUUUGUCUGAUGUGAAUAGAGUGCAGAAUUUAUAGCAAAAAGAAUCUUACGAAACAUUGAUGCAUUUGUAAACUUUAGAGGCAACACUGAUUUAAACUUAUGUUUUUUUGAUGACACCUUCAGGCUGUACUUCCUCUUAGUGCCAGAUGACCCCUUAUUCAAAGCUGUGACGGGAUUUGUUUUGGUUGCUGAGCGCUCUUUUGUGUCUUCAUGAUAAGAAAGGUAAAUGUUUGACAGAUUUAUGUUUUUUUUCCAAUGCAGCCAUGACACUGAAGUCCAUGAUUCAACAGUUUGACGGCCAGCUUAAUGCAAAGGAUACCUUCCUUCACGAUCAAAGAAACAAACUGAGUGAGAAAGACAAAGUCAUCAUCAGCCAGAGAGCAGAGAUGGAACGACUGGAGAAAAAAUCCAAAACAUUAGAAUACAAGGUAUUGUCCGCUUUACAGGAAAAUACAAUUACCUGUUGUUACAUUUGUUACUUAUUUUUUUUUAUGUGCUCAUAAAGUCAAGAUUUGUGAGUUUAAUUUUUCCCCUUUUAAACUACCGGGCGUCCUCUUCAGGUCGACGUCUUACAGAAGACCACAGACAUGUACGAACAGGAUAAGCGCUCCCUUCAGCAGGAGCUGGAGACACGAGAGCAGAGGCUGCACAGAGAGCUGUCAGAGAGGAGGCGCAUGGAGCAGCGCAUGCAGGGCGUGAUGACGGACACCAAACUCAAGUGGGAGAAAGAGUGUGUAAGUGGAACCAUUGACAAGAGUAUUUUUAUCAAGUAACAACUGGUUUCUAUACUGCGGAUGAAAUUGAGAUCAGAGAAGCUGAACAUGAAUGUUUAAUGAGGCAGCUAAAAUACCAGGGCCUUGGUGUCCACCUUAUAUCUGGUACUUUGACAUCUAACAUCUGGUUGAUGGUGAGCUAAAUCAGAUCAAUCUAAAUCUUUGUCUAAAACUGCUGAUGUUUCAUAAAUAGGAAAGGCGAGUGAACGCCAAGCAGCUGGAGAUGCAGAACAAGUUGUGGGUGAAAGAUGAGAAGCUGAAGCAGCUCAAGGCCAUAGUGACAGAGAGCAGCAGUGGUAGUGGCUUUGUCGUGGAGCGCCCAGAGAAGCCGGACAGGCCAUCAAGGGAGAGAGAUCGCAACAUGGCCCAGAAGAGGUCUGCCUCACCACCGCCCCUUCCUGUGAGUCAUUUACUCUCUGAAGCCUUUUUCCCUUCAGUGGGCUUUACAUACAUUUCUGCAACAACUUGAUCUAACCUUGAAAAUUGUGCAUGUCAUUAAUUAUUAUUGUGAUCAUCUUAACGUGGAUACUUAAAUUUGUGUUAUUGUACACAGCAGCUUCUCUUUUGUACCACCAUGUUUUGUGUGUCUGUUAUUCUGGAGCCCCUAACACCCACAAUGCUUGGCCCCCCUCCCUCAUCACUUUCCAGGACAACAGCCAAACUCCUUUCAACCCAAAUCGAGCCAAUGUUAGGGCAGCUCAGGAUCACUACCCCACCUCCAGUACCUCCUCCUCAUCCUAUCCCUCAGUAGCUUCCUGCAUAUCUGAAUGGGAGCAGAGGCUUCCUAUAGACUCAAACAGCAGGGCAAGGCAUGCUGAGACUCCCCAAUACAGAAGCCGGACUCCCGCCUCCUGUCAAGGCACCAGCAGCGUUGGUCGCAGGAGAGGCCAGCGCUGGGCCCCUGAGUCUGAGGCCCCUUCUACGACUCUUGUCAAUGGGCUAGACCUAGAAGCAGGCAAAAGGGUUAGUGUGUUAGGACCUAGAUGUCUGUAAGGUUAUGUUUUGUUCUGCGUGUUUGUAGUUUGAGCCUAGCUGCUUUGUAGAACUUUACUUGCAGUGUUUUUCAUAGAUACCUGCUUUUGUAGAAAUGCAUCAAGUAGAAGUGCUGCAUCAUUUGAAAGCUGGUGUUUCUUCUUGUCCCUAGAUUUUAAGGUAGACUAGUCUAUCAUGCUUGUACAUUCUUUCGACUUGCAUCUUUAGCUUCAUGAGUAGUUGCACUGGGUUUGUUGUUCAGGUUCCAACUGCAGACUGCAGUUUUCCCUCGCGCUAUUCCUUUUUCUCCAACACUGAUGAUAAAUUGCAAAGUAAAUACAAAAAUAACGAUUUUGCUUAAAAAUGCUAAAACUGCAUUCUGAGUACAAAUCUUGAGUGCCCCACAACUAAAUUUUCUUACCAGAUCUAUUUUUACAGAGGUAUCACUAUGCAGACUGUCCUUUUUUUUUUAAAUGUAGAAAGAAACAAUAACUUUGACCUUCUGGACUAGAGUUAGACUUUACACAUGGGGGCCGAAUCAACAGAUUUAAAUCUAUCAUUCAUUACAGAUGUAUUUUCUUUUAUCUCCAAAUAUGCACAUGUGGAUCUGUUUGUUCUUUUGGACAGUGCCUUUGCAUACUCUGCAAUUUGCUUUGUAAUAUUAUAAUUUGCAAUUUUACCUCAAUUGGUUCCAGACUUGUGAAUUGUUGCCAAAGUUUAUGAUUUAUUCCCAGCAACUCAAAAAAAUGGAAAUAAAUCCAGUGAGACAAAGCUGUAAUCCAACCUGAUUAUGAGGUUAACUUUAACGACUACCAUGUGGAAAACAAAUCUAACAUCCAUAAUGGAACAUUCGAAUAGAUUCAAAGCCAAAAUGUAUCAUUGAAUUUGCUUUUUGACCCCAAUCAUGUUGCUACUGGAAUAGAAUCUAAGACUCCACUGUAUCAUUUUUUGCAUUUAAAAAAAAAGGGAUCUUAUAAAACCUACGUCAGUCACUUGUGCUUUGAAACACAACUAUGACCUGCAUUUACAACCCAUAUUUCAUUCUGUUUGCAUCCAGUCUUAUUGCAACACCAUCUCCUCACUCCUUUGGCACUGCUUUGCAUGCUCACGCUUACUCACUCAAGUCAGGCUGUAAUUGCUAAAUGAGAAUAUGUACUGCUGGAAGGCCGGAGCACUGUUUGUCUCAGAUGUGAUGUGAAAAUAUAUGUGGAGGGCUACAAGUUCUUGAGUUUUUAUUUCUCAGAAAUGUAAGAAUAAUCAUUUAAAUCCUCUAUUUGGUAAAAUCUCUGUCUCUCAUGGACUUCCAGAAGUACACCUUCUUCAUUUCAAGUUGACCCUCUAACAAUCAACCUUCUACCUACUAACCCAGACAAGUUUGAAAUGAUCCUGCUGGUGUCACAUGAGAAUAAUUACUUGGUUUGUCUUUCUCACACCGGGAUCACCAGACGGCCCCCCCGGUUCGUCCAUCACACAGGCGCUCACACUCUGCGGGUGGGGAGAAAUGGGUAGACCACAAACCAGCUUCUAAUUUGGACCUAGACACUGUCAUGCAGCCAAUCAUACCCAAUGCAAUCACGGUGUCAACCCCUAAUGAGAAAGCUCUGUCGAAAUGCCACAAAUACGUGCUUCGACAUCAAGAGCUUGCCUCUGAUGGGGAGAUUGAGACCAAAUUGAUCAAGGUAAAAUCACAUCAUUGUUUAAUCCAGACUUCUGACUGUUUUAUAUCCUGCAUGAACUUGACUUUGACUCAUCAUACAUUGAUUUCCCACUUGGGGUCCUGUACACUACCUCUGAUUUUGUCAACACUUUCAGGACGUAUUUCUCCUCUUUUUUUCAUCCAUAAGACAUUUGUGAGUUUUUAUUUAUUUCUGCAGGGCAAUGUUUUUAAGACCAGAGGUGGGGGACAAGCUGUGCAGUUCACUGACAUUGAGACGCUGAAACAAGAAUGUCCAACAGCACCAAGGUAGUGAUUAAAUGCUAUGGUUUGGGAUGUUUCUGUAUUUGUGUACAAGGCAAUGUGACAUUGUAAGAUACUGACACAACAUGGCUGCUUUAUUAUUCAAAACAAUAAAUCCAUGAUUUUUGUACAACUGUUCUGUACAACUUAUGGUUUGCAUUUAAAUAUUUAAGCAGCAGGUUAUUCCUUGCAACAAUAACCUUAAGGGUUGAUUAGUCUGCUACAGAGACUAAGCAUAGUUUUUAUGAGCAGGAGAACAAAUUGAGGGGAAAUGCGCUUACAUACAUUUACAUGCCUGUUUAUUUGCAAUCACUAGUUGUGUACUUUGAAACCUUUUUUUUAAACCAUACACUAGAUUGAAGACAACCUGUUUUGGAACAUUAUUAAUGCCAACAAAUUUAUAACAUCAGGUCAAAUUUGGACGUAAAAUGAAAAUUUCCUUAAGCUUUACGACAACCUCUCUUUUUCAGUCGGAAGAGGCGAUCCGGGUCUGGAGAAGGAUCCACCAAUAGUGAUGACAUAGAAAACAGGGUAAGCUUGUACUCAACAUACAAAUUUAAAAAUGGAACAGUUUAUUUUUCAUUUUAUCAGAUUCAGACACAACAUGAUUGAAAAUAUUCUUUUGCACAUUUGACCCAGAAUUGUGGCUUUAGUGAAUUUCUUUGAAAUUUGUCAAUAUUUUCCAACCUUGUUUUUUUUUUUAUUAGGCUCCAGUAACAAGCACAGUCACAAGCUAUGGCUUUCAGAAGUAAGAAACAUGCAUGUGUUUGUAAUAUGUGUACACUAUCAACCAUGUUAUAUUUAUCCCUUCUUUCCUGCUGUUGCCUGGGAUUUAGUAUGAACCUUUGUAUUUCUUCUUUUAGACGCAGAAAGCCUUGAGGUCCUGCUCUGAACAUAUGAAGGAAUUAUUUUUUUCGACUCUGACUGUUGGAUCACUGAAGGGACCACCGUAUGAGAUAUGAGACUAUGCAUCCUUUUGAGAGUCAGUCAUUUUUUUUAUACUAUAUCUGUUCUUACUGCAAAUUAUUAGAGUGCAAUUCUAACUUAAUCAAAACUGAACAUAUAUGCUGGACUAGUGUGCUUUUUCUUUUUUGAAUGCUG
Molecule: messenger RNA, 10640 nt
Organism: Xyrichtys novacula (pearly razorfish)
Lineage: Eukaryota; Metazoa; Chordata; Actinopteri; Labriformes; Labridae
Source: the annotation of a GenBank genome assembly